Messenger RNA from Psammomys obesus (fat sand rat), 1002 nucleotides. Its product is annotated as melanoma-associated antigen 10-like. The coding region runs from base 1 to 1002 and encodes 333 amino acids. The transcript has a single exon. Gene Ontology annotation, cellular component: nucleus. NCBI's taxonomy places the organism in Eukaryota, Metazoa, Chordata, Mammalia, Rodentia, Muridae. Gene Ontology annotation, biological process: negative regulation of transcription by RNA polymerase II. The record is from RefSeq and is a predicted model, not a curated record.
AUGCCCAGACCUCGGAAGCGUAGGCGAUGCAUGACUGAGGAAAAUCCUGAGGCCCAAAGUGAGACAGAGGGCCUAACAAGUGCUCCAGUUUCAAUAGGGGAAGAAGAUUCCUCAUCCUCUUCUACUUGUUCCUCCUCUUUCCCGUCUUCCUUUUCUUCUUCCUCUUCUUCCUCUGCUGUAACAUCAGGCACCUCAGGGGAGGGCCUUGCUGCUUCCAGAGAACCAGUUCCUUCUCAUAGCACCCCAGGAGCUUGCUCCUCCAGCACUGUCAUGACUUCCUCUCCAUGUAAUCAGCUCAGUGCAGUGUCUGAAAGUGAGGAGAGUUCAGGCUCCUCAGAGGCCCUGCCAUGUGAUAAUUCAUUGCCUAAAGGUGAGCUAGAUGUAAAAGUAGAUGAGCUGGUAAAAUAUCUGCUCUUUAAGUAUCUAAUGAAGGAGCCGGUCACCAAGGCAGAAAUGCUGAGUAAUAUCAUUAAAGACUAUCAGGACCACUUCCCUGUGAUAUUUAGAGAAGCCUCAGAGUGCAUGCAGUUAGUCUUUGGCAUUGACAUGAAGGAAGUAGAGCCUGAUGGCCACACCUAUAGUCUUGUCAUAGCCCUAGAGCUCACCUAUGACGGGAUGAUGACUAAUGCCCAGGGCAUACCAAAGACAGGCCUCCUGAUAAUGAUACUGGGUAUAAUAUUCAUGGAAGGCAACUGUAUCAGUGAGGCUAUGAUAUGGGAUGUGUUGAAUAAUAUAGGUUUGUAUGCUGGAGAUGAACACUUUAUGUAUGGAGAACCCAGGAAACUCAUCACUGAUGAUUUUGUUCAGGAAGGGUACCUGGAAUACAGGCAGGUGCCUGACAGCGAUCCUCCUUCUUAUGAGUUCCUUUGGGGCCCAAGAGCCCAUGCUGAAACCACCAAGAUGAAAAUAUUGAGGUUUUUGACCAACAUCAAUGGAAGUGAUCCCACACAAUACCCAGUGUUGUAUGAAGAGGCUUUGAGAGAAGAAGAAGAGAGGACCUAG